GACGCGAGCAGUCGGCGCCCGGCCCCCGAGCGCGACACCCGUGCUUCGCGCCCGCGUUCGCUCUAACCUCUCCGCUGCGCCUCUGUCUUCGCGACAUCGCUACCACCAGCUCACGCGCAGCAUCCGGUGACCAUAUUUGGCUAGUAACGUAAGGUUAAGGGGUAAACAGAAGCAAGAUGGCAGCGUUCGUGGCCAAGCAGAUGGUGGGCAACAAGCUCAGCGCCGUUAAAGGCGCGGUGGGCGGUGAUGGCGAUGACAGCGACGACAAGGAAAAGGAGGAAGAGGCAGAACGCGAGAGGCAAGAGGCCAUCCGCGAGGCCGAGGAGCGCCGCAAGGAGAAACACCGCAAGAUGGAAGAGGAACGGGAGAAGAUGAGACAGGAGAUUAGGGACAAGUACAAAAUCCCGAAGAAGGAGGAGGUGGUAGAACAGCAGCAGCAGGAGCCAGACAACCCGCUGAUGAGGAAGAAGAAGACUCCUGAAGAACUGGCGGCCGAGGCCGAGUUGGAAGACCAGGACGAGUUCACCAGUCGCGGACAAUGCUGCCAUUGCUGAUAUAGUUAACAGGUCGAGUACGGUAAACUGAAAAACACCAUCGAAACGCAAGUGAACGAACUGAAGUCGCAGAUCGAGAGUAAAUGCGUGAUGCAGUGAGCGGCGCGCGCGCACCAUGUUUAUUAUAUUAUCUGAUACAUGAUGUAGCUGCUAAGUCAUUGUUACGAUGAUGUUUCACCACCCCCCGCACCCCCCGCAAGUAACAACAUUCGAACAGGAACCGUAUCAUUCGCGCUCAAACAUUUUUGUAGGAGAGAUUCGAAUUCUAAAUUUUUUCGGAACGUAGUUGGCUAGUGGCGCGUUGGUGCUUGAUAUGAGCAAUAAUAUUUUUAUACAUUCAUAUAGAAAUGUGGAGAGCAGCCCUCGUUACAUACAGAUAAGGUCAUAAAGUCAUCGGACACCGGGCACAGACAUCUGGGAGAGUGAAACAAUCGGUUUUAUAUGUUGACGCUUGUGAUAUAUUGUUAUUUAAGUGUAAAGAGGAAAUAAAUAUAAAUACAAAGACGGUGUAAAAUUAAUAAAAGAGGGAAAUGUAAUAUAGGAAGUCUUAGCACGCGUGUAGUUACUCGAACCUGUUUUAUCUACAUGACACUUCUCUGUCUCUCGUCUACUUACAUUGAAAUAACAAUGUAUUGAUCUGAUAUUUGUUUUCAUCCAAAUUCCGCGCCGGCCCCCGGGCCGCCUCCAGGGCCGGCGAGUGUGUGGCUUCAGCUCUUCGCUCCUUUCCCUCUAAACUAACUCUUCAACUUUUGCCUCUAAAUCUUUUGCAUGCGUGCUUAUGCAGUGUAAAUCGGUAUUGUGUCAGUGUAUUUUGUUUAGGUGUAUAUACCUGUAAUGGAACCUAGCCUUAAUAUCCACAUCGAACAUAAUAAUAGGUACAAUAUUGUUAAAGCACGCAAAUCUCGGAGGCGUGCGACGGCGCACCUACUCGGGAUUUGUCAUCGUUGUCCAUUUUGUUCUGCAUGCCUCUAAUAUAAGGUCGAUGUUCGUUUAGUACGUAAUAAUGUAAAGAGUUGUAGAUACCAGUAACCAUUUCUUUGUUUGACCGUUGAACCACCAAGCAGCGUGGCGACUAGCGACGCAUUGGUUGGAACUAACGUUGUAUCGAUAUUUACGCUUAGGUAUAAAGUUAACACAGUGAGAGCGAAUUCUUCGAGCGAUUUGGUGUGGUAAAAGUUGUUUCCGUGGAAAUAGUAAUUGGAUCAUCUAUAACAAAAUACACGAGCGGACACAUUGAAGAUGUUGACAUGCGAAAAUAAUAACAUGAGCCAUUCAUUGGAUGAAUCUGCUCCAAUACUGCAAACACUGAUACCUUACAAGAACAUGAUAAGAUACUGUUAUUAAAAGGCAAUUCUGAUGUAUUACUGUACAUUGCAGAUUUACUUAAACAUCCUGAAAGCAAUCGGAUUUUUGAUGACUCUAAAGAUAUAAGAAACAAAAAAUUGGAAGCACUUUUAACCAAUACUGACAACAUACAGGUUCAACAUGAUACAAUUAAUACUGUCGCGGAGGGAUCGACAGGUUUUCGUUGGCUAAUUGUUCGAACAAUUGUCUCCACGUAUAAAGCUGCAAAUGCAAAAGAUUUGUUAUCGUCAAAAGCUGUGAUAUAAGAAUAAAUAAACUAACGACGUGCGCUGGCUGCGGUGCCUCGCGCCCAGACGCCACGGUAGCUUGUUAACUUCUACUACUUCUCACUCUCAUACCAUGGUCGCAUCGACCAUCUUCUACUACUCAUUCUCAUACCAUGGUCGCAUCGGCCAUCUUCUUCUUCUCUUCGUAGACCUCGACUGUCGACUUCUAUCGAAUCAGCACAUCAUGUAUUACCACUUUAGGUUUAAGGUUUAUUUCACAGACAGCAACAACGCUUGCUAGACACUAUCGAGAUUACUUAGUUAUUUACUUUAAUUAGAACUAUAUUUUUGCAUAUUUUAUUUGUUAAAUGAAAGUUCACGUCAAUUAUAACUUACCUUCACAUUGCAAAAGAUCAUAUAAAGCUAUUCAAUAUACACAUAUAAAUGUAAAUAAUGAGAAAUACAAACAAUAAUUUCGGAUUGUUUAUUGAGAAUGCUAUUUUCAGAUGUAUAAGAUUCGAGAUAUUUUCCUGCACUCUACUGCACAUCGAUAUAUAUUUUCAUAGCUUCUUUCGAUAGAACCUUAUUUUGAGCACGCAAAGCUACCAUAGGAUACAAAAUGUCUAUAUUUAAUCUAUCUAACUUGUUAUCUACGAUGGGCAUAGCUUUCCACCAAGGCAUUGUACCCGUCCGUCUUUCAUUCAACUUCACAAUCUUAAUAUUGUUAAGGUAUAACUUAAAAUUUCACAGUGUAUGUGUGGUUAGCCUAGGUUUAUCAUGUAUUACAAAAAUAGUUAUAUAUGUAUGUGCAUGGCAUUUCUAGCUAAACGGUUGUUCGUAGUUAUUGGGCAUAAACAAUAAUAGGUGUAAGUCAGGACCUGUCGAUUUUAUAUCAUUUGACACGACCAAUGUUUCAACGAGUCUCACCUCUGUAUUUCAAUGCUCUCCUUAAUAUAGUGUGUGUGUUAGCUACAACUUCUAUAUUAUAAAGCUACCCUAUAGCUCCUUAUCUAUCUUCUAUCUUCGAUCUAACUAGUAGUAUGACCUUAGUCUGUCCUUCGUUGUUGACUCAUUUAAGUAGAACAUAGUGACUUAGAGAUUAUUUUGGUACGUAGCGAGGACGUGACAACUAACGUCUGAAUAAAGCUAACUGUCACUAAAUUAAAAUGAACGUUUCUUAAGGCGUGUGAACUUGUGUGCAUGCUUGUACCGGUUUAAGUGUAAGCUCUUGGACAAUGUGUGUGAGUGUCGUUUUCUCUUCAUUCGUUGUUUUUAUUGUUUUCAACAAAAUGUAUCUGUAAGUAGAUGCUUCUACUAAGCUAUCUUCGUGUCUAUGUUAAGCUUUUGAUGUUCAGUGUAUCGUAAAUAUGUAAUUAGAUAUAAUGUUGCUUGAGUGCGCAAUAAGUGGGAAUUUGGGUGAUAUCAAAUGGUUGUUGCAUUAAUUUCAGUCCAGAAUUGUUUAAGAUGACCUGUAUGAUUUGCCUUAGUGUUUGGAACUACGCGUUCGAAGCACUAAUAGGACUUGGUAUCUAUAUUAUGAUAGUAUAUUGUAACUUUGCCACUAUCGCUACACUUUACAAAUCUGGAUUCCAUCAAGUCUAACCCACUCGUCUUUCAAACUGUAGCAUUAUUUAGUCGAGGUAUCUGAUUCCUGCACACUUUUAAAUAUUUCAUAUACCAAUUUUUCUUUUAUAAUAAGUAUAGUGAAUUUAUAACGAGGUUUAUACAAGGUAGAUGUGUAGUUUAGUCGUAAUUGUACGUUAUUUGUAAUCAAGAUACGACUUCGUUCUUUUCACGCCCUUAGAAAUAUUUUAAGAAAUUUUUAAUGGACUCGUGACCAAUUUUAGAUUUCUCCUCGACAAAUCAGUUGAUUGAUUGAUCUUAUGAUUCUCAUACUCAGGGUAAAUAUAUAUUAUCUAUGACUUGUUGUCUAUUUAUAUAUCUAUAUCUUUGUUCAGUUUAGGUCUUUUAGGAUGGAAAAUGACUUUUUGGCCUUCUGAGGCUUCACUUUAAUCUUUGAACUUUAACAAGUGAUACUGAUUUCUUGAAUUUACUUCAUGUUCCUCGUCCCUCAAUGUAGGAGGUUUAAAUUUUCACUGUUGUCUUAUCUUUAGAGGAGUUAUGAAGAGGUAGACUUAUACAAUUUAAUACCUUGUUAAACAUUUUAUUGGUAAAUUAGCCUACGAAAGAUAGUUGCACUAGGUCUAACUUUAGGUCCCGAGUUAUUGAAGAUGAUGUUUCUGUAAUAUUUGAACGUAAACUGUUAUUACACGUAAUGUGACAUUAUUUCUCUUAAACACAUUAUUAGAUAAUGAUAUCCACAACGUUAGGACGUUUAAAAUUGUUACGUAACAUCCAGUUUCUAACGAAUAUAACCGUUAUGUCAUCUUCUAUAAUAUGAUUGCUGUAAGAGCAGACACCGACGGUUUGAUCAUUGGAAACACAACAAGUACAAAUACAAACAAAAAUCGUAUUAAAACUUUAACAGACCAAUACUCUAUUAUUCCCGAAGUAUUCCAAAUGAUCAUCAUCGGCGUCCAUGAACAUCUUAUUCUGAAUGUAUUUGGGAAGGGUGAUUUGCAAUAUAGAAUAGACGAUAUAGAGACAACGACACUACCGUACACUGACACAAGAGCUUCAUAACACUUUAAUGCCAGUAUUAUUUACAAUCACCGAAUUGUUAGUAAGUAUUUCGACACUUUCGGCGGUACAGAGGAGGUUAAACAAAGAACUGAUUUGAAAGUGCCACCGACUGCAGAUAUUGUGCUUAUAUUUUUCUUCGACUCACGAACUGAACUUUUCUCUGUAUUGCACUAGUCUCGAGAUUUCAUAGAAAUAUUACAGAGUAUACUUGAGGAAAUAAGUGAAUCGCGUCUUCAAAGGUUGUACCAUCGCACGCAGACUUAUUUCCUCAACCAACCGGUUUUUUCAUAGAAUAGUUAUCGGCCAAUAUAAGAUCACAUCAUAGUGCGUUAGCUUUUAAUAUUAGUGACAUCUAGUGUAAUGCAAGUUUACCGAAAUCGAAGUGUUUUAAAAAGUGUAAAACAAAAUUUGAAACAAUGGAUAAUGAAACCAUUAACUCUAUAUGAACGUGGUUCAUAUGUGUGUUGUAUUGUUAUUAUAAAGAAAAGGUUAGUAGUUUAUCCACGAUUACAUUAACUUAGAAUUAUGAAUUAAAAACGAAAAAAAGAGGUUAUUGUUGAAAAUGUUUUUAGGUAAUUAAUAUCGGAUUGAGCUUUUGUGACUGUUGUUAAUAGUUAGGUUUUAGUUGCUGGCUGUUGGAUACUGCCCGUGUUUAUGAUAUCUUUACCAGUACUCUUUAGUACGUAUUAGUUUCCUUUACAAGUACGUCCCGUCACUUUAGUAGUCUCAUGUAAUAUAGACGGCUUGCUGCCACUAUCGUUUGUAUCUUACUGUUGCGGUUGCAUUGUUAAAUUUAUUUAAAAAGUCCCUAUUAGUUAUGUAUAAAAGUUUAGAGAUUGCCAUUCUCAUAUGAACCCCGCCGGCGAGUGUGAAAAUGGUAUAUCUACCAUGUUGUUAAAUAAUAAAUAAACUACAUUGUACCACCA
This is a messenger RNA of Pectinophora gossypiella (pink bollworm), 5694 nucleotides long. RefSeq names its product complexin (gene cpx). Gene Ontology annotation, cellular component: SNARE complex; terminal bouton. Gene Ontology annotation, biological process: neurotransmitter transport; synaptic vesicle exocytosis; regulation of neurotransmitter secretion. The record is from RefSeq and is a predicted model, not a curated record. The transcript has 7 exons. Bases 177 to 554 code for a protein of 125 amino acids. Lineage: Eukaryota; Metazoa; Arthropoda; Insecta; Lepidoptera; Gelechiidae. Gene Ontology annotation, molecular function: syntaxin binding.